This is a messenger RNA of Medioppia subpectinata, 826 nucleotides long. NCBI's taxonomy places the organism in Eukaryota, Metazoa, Arthropoda, Arachnida, Sarcoptiformes, Oppiidae. The record is from the annotation of a GenBank genome assembly.
GUUUGAAGAAAUCGAUUCAUUAGUUACUUAUUAUUAAAUAAUUAAUUAAUAAUAACUAAACCGCAAAAAUGACAAAACCAUAUGAAGUGCCGUUUCGUGUGACCGAAAACGAUAGCAAUUUGAAUAAGAAUGGAGUGAAACGUAUGUCUAAACCAAUGAUGGAGAAGAGACGUCGGGCCAGAAUUAAUCAGUGCUUAAUGCAACUCAAGGAAAUGGUCAUCGAUUCUGGCAAACAAAAUAUUCAGAACUCAAAAUCAAAGCUGGAAAAGGCAGACAUUCUUGAGUUGACUGUGAAAUAUGUGCAACAAUUACACCAAAACCGUUUGUCUGCGCCGUCGGCGACGGCCUCCGAGCGGAAGGAGAACUCGGAGGUGAGUCCGGCGCAGAUUCUCAACGACUUUGUGGCCGGUUUUGCCGAAUGCGCGAAACAAGUGGAGGAAUUUGUUUGCCAAACACAACCGCUGGACCCGAUUGUGGUCACUUCGCUCAGCUCUCAUCUCAACAACUGUAUGAACUCAUUGGAGACCACAGACAUCAGUGUCGGCGGCUUCGGUGUCAUUCGCCACACCAACCAAUGCUGUCCGCCAUCGCCCGCCCCGUCCACCGUCUCCUCCGGUUCCGCGGGAUCUGUCGGCGGAGUUCACAAUCCUAUUCUCGAUAUGGAGUUGUCGUCCAUUAGUAGUGCCGACGAAGACAUGCCUUUGAACCUAUCGUCUGGCAAUCGGUUCCCCGAAGAACACCACUUCAUUCAUCACCCAUUACUGGCCGGCGAUGACUGUGUUUGGAGGCCCUGGUAGUGGUGAUCAUAGACGGGCUGUACUACGGG